AUGGACCUGUAUUCGGACCGUAGUUGGAUGGCACGACGAAAGUCAAGCACUCAGAUAGGUGCUACGGCUGAAUUUAGAGCCGGUUGCCUAGCAUUUUUGGAGUAUGCAUACAGUCACCCAGAAUGUGUGAAUGAUAGGAAGCAGAUACGGUGUCCGUGUUGGAAAUGCAAGAAUGCUAAAUAUCUGGAUAGAGGCAUGGUAAACUAUCAUUUACUAGUUUCUGGUUUCAUGAGAAAUUACGAAGAAUGUUGGUGGGCACAUGGGCAGAGAAGAGAUGGUAGCUCUAUAGCUCACACUCCAAGCGGUGGUAGUACUCACCGUAUGAAUGAAAUGGUUCAUGAUCUAGCUGGACCAGAUUUUGAUUGGGAACAAACCAGAGGGCAACCUAUGAAUUCUGAUGCCAAAGAAUUUUUUAAGUUGUUAGAGGAGGGAAGCGAGCCAUUAUGGCAUGGUUGUACCAAGCACACUAAAUUGUCUGCAGUGGCAACAUUACUUAACAUCAAAGCUGAUCACAACAUGAGCCAUGAAUGUUUUGAGUCUCUUUUAAAAGCCAUCAAGAGUAUGUUGCCUGAAGUUGAGAAAUUACCUGAUAACUAUUACUAUUGUAAGAAAAUGGUGAAGAAAUUGGGUCUUGGAUACCAAAAAAUUGAUGCAUGUCCCAACGAUUGCAUGUUGUUUUAUAAGGAAGAUGAGAAUAUGACAAAAUGCACAGUUUGCGGUCAUGAUCGGUUCAAACCCAAAAAAGAUGGUGUAACUACAAAAAAAUCUUCAAUACCAUUCAAGAUUCUGAGGUAUUUUCCAAUAACAGAUCGGUUAAAAAGGUUGUACAUGUCUUCGAGAACAGCCGAACAUAUGAGGUGGCAUGCGAGAUCUCCAUCUAAUGAUGGAGAACUUAAUCAUCCUGUGGAUGGCCAGGCUUGGAAAGAUUUCGACAAAGCACAUCCACAAUUUGCAUCAGAAACCAGAAAUGUGAGGCUUGGGUUGUCCACUGAUGGUUUCAACCCAUUUGGCCACUCAGCUGUGCCGUACUCCUGUUGGCCCGUGAUUGUUACUCCAUAUAACCUCCCUCCUUGGAUGUGUAUGAAACAACCAUACUUGUUUCUUUCGCUCAUGAUUCCCGGGCCUAAUAGUCCUGGAAAGAAUUUAGAUGUUUACCUAAGGCCUCUUAUAGACGAGUUGAAGGUAUUAUGGAGAGAUGGAGUACAAACUUGGGAUGUCUCAACAAAAUCUAAUUUCAACCUUAAGGCAGCUCUUAUGUGGACUAUAAGCGACUUCCCAGCUUAUGGUAUGUUAUCUGGUUGGAGCACACAUGGAAAGCUGGCAUGUCCAUAUUGCAUGGAGCAUACCAAGUCUUUCAAUCUACAAAAAGGUAGAAAGCCUUGCUGGUUUGACUGUCAUCGUCGAUUUUUGCCAGCAGAUCACCCAUUUCGAAGAAAUAGAGAACACUUCAGGAAAGGGAAAGUUGAAAAUGAUAAUCCUUUACCGCGACUAUCGGGAACGGAGGUGCGAGCCCGUGUGAUGAGACUUCCGGUCGUACCAUUUGGCAAGAAUGAUAAGAAAAUCAAUGGAUUUGGUGAGUCUCAUAACUGGGUUCGAACAAGUAUCUUUUGGGAAUUACCUUAUUGGUCUACAAAUCUGAUUCGUCAUAAUCUGGAUGUUAUGCAUGUUGAGAAGAAUGUGUUCGACAACGUGUUUAACACGGUGAUGAAUGUUAAAGGAAAGACAAAAGACAAUGAUAAGGCCCGCUUGGACCUGAAAGAUAUUUGUAAGCGCCCUACAUUAGAAAUUCAUGAAUCUGUUAAUGGUAAGACAGUCAAACCGCAUGCAAGGUACACAUUGACCAAAAAGCAAGUUGAAGAGGUUUGCACAUGGAUCAAGUCCCUGAAAUUGCCUGAUGGAUAUGCGUCAAACAUUUCAAGGUGUGUUUCAGAUAAGACACCAAACGGGAAGUUGAAAGGCAUGAAGAGUCACGAUUGUCAUGUGUUUUUGGAAAGACUCUUGCCUAUAGCCUUUCGAGAUUUACUUUAUAAACCAAUAUGGGAUGCUGUGACGGAACUUAGUCGUUUUUUUAAUGACUUAUGUUCAAAAACAUUAAAUGAGAAGGACAUGAAUAUACUUGAGAAGAAUAUCAUAGAGGUCACGUGUAAACUAGAAAAAAUCUUUCCACCAGGAUUUUUUGACUCUAUGGAGCAUUUGACAAUACAUCUUCCUUAUGAAGCUCGUGUUGGGGGUCCGGUUCAAUAUAGAUGGAUGUACCCUUUCGAGAGGUUGAUGGGAAUGCUUAAGAGGGCCGUGAAGAAUAGAGCUUGUGUCGAGGGUUCGAUAUGUGAGGCAUACAGUUUUAAUGAGAUAUCUACUUUUGUCGCAGACUAUUUUCCAGAUGAAGUCUUGACAAAGGCUAAUCGAGUCUCAAGACAUGAUGAUGGGGGAAAUAUCGAGCUAAAUGGCCGACUUUCUAUAUUUGGUUUAUCGGGACGUGCUUAUGGAAAAGGGAGGCGUAUAUUUCUUUCUGAGAAUGAUUUGCUUGCUGCACAUACUUAUAUUCUUCUCAAUUGCGAUGAGAUUGAUGAAUAUGUGAGAUUAUAUGAUGCCGAGUUAAAAGUGAAGCAUCCCAACAUAUCUGAUAAAGAUAUUCAAGUCAAUCGUUAUAAUGGAUUUUCACUGUGGAUAAAGGAUAAAGCUUUGAGUGAGGGAUCAAUGAUUCCAGCUAAUGUCCAAGCCUUAGCUAUGGGACCGGACAUGGACCAAGUCAGCUAUAAUGGUUACAAAGUUAAUGGUUAUGACUUUCAUACAAAGACAUAUGGAAGCGGUAAAAGAACUAUGAAUUCAGGAGUGUGCGUCCAGGGAGAUAGGUACGAUGAGCUAAAUAAAUCUUUUUAUGGCGAGUUAGAGGAAAUUGUAGAGUUGUCAUACAAGGGUACAUACGGGGGUUAUAUUAACCUGUUCAAAUGUCGCUGGUUCGAUUCAGAUAAAGGGAUACGAGUUGACAGACAUAGAAUUGUUGAUAUUGAUAUUAACAGGUCUGCAUACUCCAACGAGCCAUUUGUAUUACCAAAUCAAACUGUGCAAGUAUAUUACACCUCUGGUCCUGGUAGAAAAAGGGAUAGGCCUCCUUCAAAUUGGCAAACUAUAAUUCAUACUCCUGCACGCAGACGUGAAGAGGUAGUUAGUGGGGAGUUUUACCAAGAACAAAUGCUUCACAGACCAACCAUAGUAAAUGUGGACGAGAAUGAGGUAAUCGAGUUAGAUGGUGGAGAUGAACCUCAUGAAAUAGAUCCUGAGUUAAUACUUGUGCCAAAUGACACGGAUACAGAAGAAGAAGAGUUACUGACUGAUUAUGACUCCGAGUCCGAGUCUGAAGCAGAUGAUGGUUAUGAAUCAAUUGGGGAUGAAUCUGAUCACUCAGACUACGACACUUAA
Molecule: messenger RNA, 3420 nt
Organism: Daucus carota subsp. sativus
Lineage: Eukaryota; Viridiplantae; Streptophyta; Magnoliopsida; Apiales; Apiaceae
Exons: 3
Coding region: 1-3420 (1139 amino acids)
Source: RefSeq, a predicted model, not a curated record